Molecule: messenger RNA, 1077 nt
Organism: Didymodactylos carnosus
Lineage: Eukaryota; Metazoa; Rotifera; Eurotatoria; Philodinida; Philodinidae
Source: the annotation of a GenBank genome assembly
AUGGCCACUUCAGUUUACUCUCAUGUGGUUAAUAUUUCUAAAAGUAAAGUUCUCAUCAUUUGGCUCGAUGAAGACAUCGGUAAACCAGGCGCAUGUGAAGAUUUGAAGAAAAAAUUUCCAGAGACUGUUGGAACUAUUGUCUAUUUUUUCAAUAGUAUAAUCAAAUGCCACAAGUUCAUUCGCGAAAAUAAUUUUAAAAAAAUAUUUUUAAUUGUACAAGGUAAAUUAUUCGAACAUAUUUUGACGAUACUACCAACAACAGCCGAACUGAUUUCUAUCUAUUUAUUUUGUUUCGAUCCAGUGAAAUACGCUGAGAUGUUCAUCGAAAAUAUGCAUGUGCUGGAGGGCGGUAUAUAUUAUGAUGAUCAAGUUCUGUUGGCUAAACUGGCUCAGGAUGUCAAAACAUACUUGAUAGAAAAAGUUCAUGUGAGUCGUCAGGAAGAGAAAGAAUGUCGGGAAUGGAUUGAAGUUCUUAUCGAUAAUAUACAGGAGCUCAAAACACUAUUUUACGACAGACAUCCGGAUGAACCCGAAUUAUACGGCAAACGAUCAACUGCAGACAGAAUAAAAGAUGAAUCUAUAGUUCUAGAAUUGAACAAUUCAGUCAGUAAUGUUGAUGCAAUAUGUUCUGUAUGGCUGAAUUUGCAGGGAGAAGCGCCCCAAAGAAUGCUAGACAUAGCACAAACUGUUGGCAUUUGUCCCAAGUAUUUUGAUAAUACAAACAAUUGUCUACAGUUUAUAAACCAGACGCAAAAAAAAAGAAUUUUAUUAAUUAUUUCAACUAAUCAUUACGUUCCAGCGCAACUUUUGUCCUCGGUUUAUCAAGUCGGUUUAGUUUAUAUAUUGUGUGCGAAUGAGCUUAUCUUCGAAAAUUAUCCCAAAGUGACGGGCAUAUUUAAAAAUGAAACUUUGCUAAUCUCAACGGCCGCAGCCGAUAUCGCACUAGAGUACAAAAAGCUUGGAGACAAAUACUGUGAAGAGCACGAUGCUGCCAAAGCACGGACUUGUUAUCAACAAGGAAUGGAAAUCUAUCGAAAACUGGCCAAAUAUGUUGAAAUGAAUAAGAAGAAAAAAUAG